Striga asiatica is the source of this 315-nucleotide messenger RNA. The record is from the annotation of a GenBank genome assembly. Lineage: Eukaryota; Viridiplantae; Streptophyta; Magnoliopsida; Lamiales; Orobanchaceae.
AUGUUCUACGAUUUGAUCCUCGGGACAUUAACGGCCAGGGAAGAUCCCACGUACUAUCCGAAAGAAAGGCUGAUUCGAGGCGAGGCUAAGCGGACACCGGUUACGAGAACAGUAACGGCUGAUUCAAGGGAACCUUCUUCUAUAGCUGCGCUUACGGAUUCACUUCCUCCAAAAGCUCCUUCCCUGACUGAACUCCGUCCUCCAAGAGCUCUUAUUCGCAGUUUACUACCUAUUGGGAUAUUUCCAUUCGAGAUAGGCACUGUGAAAGAAGAUCGGUCAAGGAAUCCACAUGGAUUAAUAAAGAAGCAGGAAUAA